This is a messenger RNA of Hippocampus zosterae (dwarf seahorse), 1899 nucleotides long. RefSeq names its product PHD finger protein 21B (gene phf21b). The transcript is spliced from 14 exons. Bases 399 to 1892 code for a protein of 497 amino acids. The record is from RefSeq and is a predicted model, not a curated record. Lineage: Eukaryota; Metazoa; Chordata; Actinopteri; Syngnathiformes; Syngnathidae.
CUUCAUCCGGGUACUUGGAGAGUCACCAUUGACAGCCGAAGCACAACUUUUCCCCAGGCAAAGUGAAAUCAAGCCGCGGACUCGGACACAAUCUAGUCCCCGCUUUUCAACUUAAAUUAGUAGGAGGAAGGCGCGGCGACCCCCCUAGGAGCAGUCCGGGUCACCCGGCCGAACCCCGGACGGUAGCCAUCCGGCGCUCGACGCCUUUGCGGCGGCUUCCGAGCACUUUAGGGGACGGGCGGAAAGUCGGUGAUGAGUCCCGGGCUGCAAAAGAACAAGCGACAACUUGCUCUCCGAGCCGACUAGUUCUUUGGCUUCUUAUUGUCGCUGGAAAAUUGGACCCAAAGUUGGCGUUGCUCGCGUCCAAAGUGAGAGUAAAGUGCUUUUGUGCACGGAACAUGGAGGUACAAGGCCCGCAAGAGGCUCUCCAAGUGGAAAUCCAAUGUCAUCAGAAUCCGACGCUGUGCAAAGGCCUGAAUGAACUCGCGAGCGGACAGAAGCCGGCGGUGCGGAGUUGCCCGGUGGCGGCGAGCAAGCCCCCGUCCCUCAUCAAGCCCCCCGGCCAGGCCGCGGUGCCGACGGCGCACCUCAACGGGCAGAAGAUUCCCGCCGGUUCGGAGCCGCGGACGGGCUGCAGGGCGGCGCCGGGGGUCGGCGCUCACCCGCCGGCCGCCGGGACCACCCCGGACCUUCCUCCGACGCAGAUGACGGGCUCGCCGGCCUCGGGUCUCCUCAAGGUGCCUCAAGUGGGCUCCCUGCACCGCCUGGCCGGUCACGCCGCCAGCGUCCUACCUCAGGUCAGGCCAAAGUCGCUGAUGCCCGACAGCCUUCCCCGCAGUCCGUGCCAGGAGCCCCCCCAGGCCCCGCAGCUCCGCGGCUCCUCGGCGCUCGCCGGCCCCACCCUGCCCACGCCCAACGGCACCCUCGCCCCCCGCCGGCAGCCUCGCGACGGCGCCGCGGCGGCCCCGGACUCGGGCGGCCCCGCCCGGCACGCCUCGGGCGGGGGCGGAGCCGGCGCCGGGGUGGCCUACGCCAUCAUCGCCGCCUCGCCCGCCCACGCCAACGGCGCGGCUGCCGUCGGCGAGGCCGUCAAGGUGAUCAUCAUCCAGCCGCAAGCGCCCCGCGACGGCGAGGGAGCGGCGCUCGGCCUCCCGUCGCAAGACGAUCCCGCCGGCUCCCCUUCCCGCAGGAUUGACGAGGACCCAGAGAAAAUUUCCUUCAUGGUCGCGCUCGGUCUCGUGACCAACGAGCACCUGGAAGAACUCCGGCUGAGGAGGCAGGAGAGGAAAAGGCGCAGCACGGCGAAUCCCGCCUACAGCGGCCUCUUGGAAGCCGAGCGCAAACGUCUGCCGUCGCAUUACCUGACGGCUCCGCUCUUGGCGUCGGCGCCAGACUCGGAGGAUUUCUGCUGGAAGGAUGAGGCGGAGCGGGACGGCCUGUCGCGGCCCUGCGAGGACUGCCCUCGAGCCUUCGGCCCGGACUGCCUCCAGCCGCCGGGCGCGGGACCCCGCCGCUGCCCCAAGUGCCACAAGAAGGUCCUGAACGCGGAGAGCGCGCCGUGGCCUCGCGACGUCGCGCACAAGACGGCGCGUCGGGAGGAGAAGCGGCGUCUGCUGCGGCGCCACGGCCAGCUGAAGGAGGAGUGCGCUCACCUGGAGGAGGAAGACCAGCAGCUCAACCAGACGCUGCAACGCUGCCUGGAUCAACGGGAUCGUCUGGCGGCGCGGCAGCGGGGCGCGCUGGCGGCGCUGGAGCGGCUCAAGGCGCUCAUCCGGCUCAUCCGGGUGACCCAGACCGAGCCCGCCUCCCCGGCGCCGCCGUCGCCGUCCUGGAUGAAAAGCGGGCCCUCGGUCUCUCCCUUCUGGACCUCGCCAGACAACGACUCGCCUUAACCCAACA